AUGCACGUUUUUAUUCUCUUCGCCCUUCUCAAUCUCACCACAGGUAUCCUCCUACCUCCUCCUCGUGGCCCACACCCAAUAACCUACACUACAAAAUCCCUUACCGACCACACACGAUGGGACACUCUCGCGCCCACGGAAAAGCAACAAAAACGUCGGAUUUUGAUAUCUAUAUUCUCACCCUUAGAAAUCACAAACGACACAUGCCAGCCAGAAAUUCUACCCUACCUCCCUUCCGCAACCGCUUCUCAAUACAACCUUAUCCUAGAUAGUCUAGGGGUGCCAAAUUACAUUCUCGAUGGGUUUGAACUGCAAUUUUGUAAGCAGCCGUUGCAACAGUCCAGUGAAGAUUAUCCUGUGAUUAUUUUCUCGCCGGGGUUUACGACUUCGAGAUUGCUUUCGAGUGUUCAGGCGCGAGAUUUGGCAAGUCAUGGGUUUGUCGUUAUCACGGUUGAUCAUCCUUAUGAUGCGACUAUUGUUGAGUUUCCGGGUGGGGAGGUGGUGUAUGGGUUUAAUAUAACUGAUGUUCUCCGUAAUGAGUUGGCUGAGAAUAUGGUUGAAGUUCGAGCAGCAGAUAUUUCAUAUCUCAUAAAUCAACUUCCGAACCUUCACAGCAAUUACAAUCAGUCGAAAGUCUUUGUAUAUGGCCACUCAUUAGGUGGUGCUACAGCAGCUCUGGCUGCAUCACUUGACUCACGUGUUCUUGGAGGUCUCGACUUUGAUGGUACAAUCUAUGGCUCUGUCAACGAUACUGGUCUGGAUAAACCCAUUGUCCUAGCGGGACGUCCGAUACCAGAGGAUACUACAGAAGCUGAGCUCUAUGAUGGUUUCUAUGACCGUUUGCGCGGAGAGAAGAUGCUUAUUGUUGUGAAUGGUACGCAGCAUAUGUCGUUUUGCGAUGCGCCGUUUUUAGUAUCACUGCGUGACGAUAUACCGGAAGAGUUGAGCACCGUCAUGGAAGCUGUUGUAGGCAGCAUUGGUGGGAAUAAAUUGGCUGGAAUACUGGAUGAGCUUCUUGUUUCCACUGCGAGUUUUGUUUUUGGUGGUGAUGCUUCGGGGAUGUGUCGUAUUGACGAUACGAAUGACGAGAUGCUGGUGCUUGAAGAAGAGCUGCCGUGCUGA
Messenger RNA from Glarea lozoyensis ATCC 20868, 1122 nucleotides. Its product is annotated as alpha/beta-Hydrolase. The transcript is spliced from 2 exons. Gene Ontology annotation, molecular function: 1-alkyl-2-acetylglycerophosphocholine esterase activity. The coding region runs from base 1 to 1122 and encodes 373 amino acids. NCBI's taxonomy places the organism in Eukaryota, Fungi, Ascomycota, Leotiomycetes, Helotiales, Helotiaceae. The record is from RefSeq and is a predicted model, not a curated record.